This is a messenger RNA of Trypanosoma brucei brucei TREU927, 345 nucleotides long. RefSeq lists its product as hypothetical. Bases 1 to 345 code for a protein of 114 amino acids. The record is from RefSeq and is a predicted model, not a curated record. NCBI's taxonomy places the organism in Eukaryota, Euglenozoa, Kinetoplastea, Trypanosomatida, Trypanosomatidae. The transcript has a single exon.
AUGCGGACGCGGAAGGGUCAAAAAAAAAAAAGGCAAAUCAAAUCAAAUCAAAAUGGUGAAAAAGUGGUACGAGAGCACUUCGGAAAAUUUGCUGCCGAUGAUUUAUUUAUAUUUCCCCUCAGACAAGGAAGGAAAAAGAAAUUAAGGAGUAGAAUGAAGUGGAAUGGAAUGCUGGAAGUGUCGGACUUCAUUUUUUCUUUAAAAAAAAAACAAAACAACUUAGCAAAACAAACGAACAAACAAAAUCAGAAAUAUGCUCCAAUAAAUAUAAGAGCGUCUACAAGCAAAAAAAAAAAGAAAGAAAGAAAUGGAAAGCAGUUAAGCGGAACCCCCAAAAAUUGUUAG